UGACGUCAGCGACCGGCCCCGCCCUUCUCCCGGGGACGGAGCCCAGCUUGGCGGAAAAAUGGCGGCGCCCAGCGAGCAGGUGGCUGCCGGUGAUUUCGGCUCCUGGCUGGACGGGAGGCUGGAGGCGCUGGGCAUGGACCCGGAGGUGUACCCGGCGUACAUCCAGGGGGUGCUGCGGGAGGAGGACAACCCGGAGGAGAGGGAUGAGGCUCUCAGGGGGAUCCUGGCCGCCUUCUUGGAGGAAGAUUCCAUAGAAGAUGUCUGUCUAGAAAUUAUAACUAAGUGGAGCGAAUUCCAGAAAAUGCAGUUGGCACAGGCGAAGCAGGAAGAUGAGGUGGAUGCGUUGGCCAGCAUGAUAGAGAAGCAGGCACAGAUUGUGGUCAAGCCCAAAGAGGUGUCUGAAAAGGAGCAGCAACGAAAAGCCGCCUUGCUGGCCCAGUACGCCAAUGUCACCGAUGACGAGGAUGAAGCUGAGGGUGAAGACGUGACUAGUUCAAUAGGAGCCCAGAACGAUAAGUCUUUGUUCAAGAACACCAAUUUAGAAGACAUCGUUAAUGCAAGGAAGCUUGAACGUGAUACAAUGCGGGAUGCUUCCCACAAGAAAAAAGAACAAGAUAAACAACAACGGGACAAGGACAAACAAGCCAAACAGGAGCGUAAAGACAAGGAGAAGAAACGCACACAGAAAGGAGAGCGCAAGCGAUAAGGUGGUUGUCACGGGCG
Nanorana parkeri is the source of this 723-nucleotide messenger RNA. RefSeq names its product coiled-coil domain containing 43 (gene CCDC43). The transcript is spliced from 5 exons. Lineage: Eukaryota; Metazoa; Chordata; Amphibia; Anura; Dicroglossidae. The coding region runs from base 59 to 706 and encodes 215 amino acids. The record is from RefSeq and is a predicted model, not a curated record.